AAAAUGGAUUUGUCAAGAUUAAUAAGGUUCAUUCUGCGAAUCCUCAUAGUUGCGAUCGUAAUCCAUGCUUCCAUCAGGGUCAUAAAUGAUCAAGGCAAGAUUAAAUACAAUCAAAAUUCCGAAAUAAAGGCCCAAGUGGACAUGAACACAGAUAUGCUAAAGGAGAAUAAUAAAACUGCUCAAAAUAUGGCAAUAAAUCAAACCAGAGCAUCUAAUUCACCAGAGGUUACUGUAAAUAAUUCAACUGAUCCUAUUGACCCUCCAAUUGAAAAGAAAGAAAAUACAAUGAAAUGAGAAAACAACAGAAAAGCUGAAAAUAAUACUCAGACUGAGACGAAAGAACAAGAAAAAGAUACAGAGAACAUAGAAGACAAAGAGCCUAAAAAUGACCAACCUAAAGAUAAUAAGAAAAAGAAACUGAAGACAGGAAGGGUAACUAUAGAUACUAGUAAAACUAAAACUAAAACCUCCUCAAGAAAGAAAAGUAAAAAUAGAAAAUCAAAGCAAAAUACCAAAAGUUCAUCAAAGCAAACGGUAAAAGCCCCAAAUGUGAAUAAUACAAACUCCAGCAAUAAGUCACAGAUUAAUACAGGCUCAGAGGAUGCACUGAACAAGACUACAAAGGAUAACAAUCAGACUACCGUACAGCCAAGCACAGAAUCUUUACUUCCGAAAUUCCAGAAUACCUCCUCAGAACCUAAGGGCUUUAGCAACAGAACUUCUCUAUUUGAAGAGAGAAUAGUCUUUCUCAACCACACAUUUACAAAAGUCCAAGACUACAUCUGAUCUAUCUUUGGUGUUCGAUCAUGCUCUCUAACAAGGCUCCUCUUUGAAAGAAUACUGGCAAAUGCUGAUAAACUAACUCUCUUAUUCGCGUACUUUCAAAUCCUCCUCUGAAUUGCUGUAAUUAUAAACUGUAAACAAGCAGCCUUAUCUCUCAACUCCAGCUUACUAAUCACAAGUCUAUUCUCCCUAAAACUGCCCAUAUUCUGAACCUCAUACCUCAACACAAAGUACCUCCUCCUCCUCCUAAUCCUCUUCUCCACGCUCGAAAUAGUCGCCUUCUCCUGGAGAACCUCCAUUCCAAAACCCCCUGGCUUGACUCCUUUCCUCAACUGCCCGAAACCUACUGUAAAAGAAGAGAUUAGGAAGCCUGAUGCCCACAAAGCUCCAGAACUUGAAAGAAAUUUAUAA
This is a messenger RNA of Moneuplotes crassus, 1194 nucleotides long. Lineage: Eukaryota; Ciliophora; Spirotrichea; Euplotida; Euplotidae. The record is from the annotation of a GenBank genome assembly.